Molecule: messenger RNA, 2074 nt
Organism: Myxocyprinus asiaticus (Chinese sucker)
Lineage: Eukaryota; Metazoa; Chordata; Actinopteri; Cypriniformes; Catostomidae
Product: retroviral integration site protein Fli-1 homolog
Exons: 10
Coding region: 151-1608 (485 amino acids)
Biological process (GO): cell differentiation; regulation of transcription by RNA polymerase II
Cellular component (GO): nucleus
Molecular function (GO): sequence-specific DNA binding; DNA-binding transcription factor activity, RNA polymerase II-specific
Source: RefSeq, a predicted model, not a curated record
CGAAAAUAGUUGCAGCAAUGGUUUGCGCCGAUGACUAAAUGCGCCUGUGCACACAAGUAGAUGCGUUUCAGCUGGGUUAUCAAAAAGCCUGGGUUUAUAGAACUUGAGUUUACCAAAGUAUUUUCUUCAUGAACUCCACAGAAAACUGCAAUGGACUGUACUAUUAAGGAAGCUCUAUCGGUGGUGAGUGAAGACCAGUCCAUAUUUGAGUCACCAUUCAGUGGUCCCCAGGCCAUGCACAUGAAGGGAGAGAUCACCUCACCUGCAGUAUUCAGACAGGGUUCUGAAGAGAGCAUAGAACCCACUGAGCCAGACUGGACAGGAACGGCAGCCCAGAACCCUGCAAAGAGAGUAGAACACAUCAACGGAACCAGCAGAGAGUCCCCUGUGGACCGCAGUGUGACAAAAAGAACACGACACAUGAGUAACAGUGAUGCAGGCCAGUUGGCCUACCAGGCCUCCUACCCUGAACCACGGAGUAGUCCGCAAACUGCCACUUCACCAAGUAAUGUGACAGAGGAGAAGCGGGUGAUUGUACCAGCAGACCCAGAAGUAUGGACACAAGACCAUGUGCGGCAGUGGGUAGAUUGGGCUAUAAAGGAAUAUGGGCUAUCAGAUGUGGACGUGUCCCUCUUCCAGACCCUGGACGGAAAAACGCUCUGUAAAAUGUCCAAAGAGGACAUGAUGCGUCUCACUUCCGCAUACAACACAGACAUCCUGCUCUCUCACCUAAACUACCUCCGGGAGAGUAGUCCAACUUUUUCCUACCCCACAACCCCAACCAAUACGCAACCACAGCCUAGACUACAGGUGAAAUCUGAAAACAGCUUUGAGGAGAUCACCAGAAGGAAUAGUUGGUCCUCAAGUGCCUUGCCAGCUGUUCCAAAAGGUUCUCCAAUCGAGCAUCAGCACAAUACCAGAAUUACAGAGCCUCCACAGAGACUUCCCCAAGACCCCUACCAAGCAUUAGGUCCAAUCAGUAGCCGCCUAGCAAAUCCAGAAACGAAACCAUUCCACACAAAGAUCCGAACGACCAAACAAAAUUCUAACAACCUGCCCGUCACCAGCACUGACAGGACAGUGGGCUCAGGUCAGAUCCAGCUGUGGCAGUUCUUGUUGGAGCUGCUGUCCGACAGCAAUAAUGCUGCCAUCAUCACUUGGGAGGGCACUAACGGCGAAUUCAAGAUGACUGACCCAGAUGAGGUGGCCAAGCGCUGGGGAGAGCGAAAGAGCAAGCCUAACAUGAACUAUGACAAGCUCAGUCGCGCCCUUCGCUAUUACUAUGACAAGAACAUCAUGACCAAGGUGCAUGGCAAGCGCUACGCAUACAAAUUCGAUUUCCAGGGCAUUUCUCAAGCCCACCAAAACCAUCCACCAGAAGGUGGAGUGCUCAAAUACCAAGCCGAAGUGCCUUACGUGCAGAGCUACCACAGCCACCAGCCAAAAAUGAACUUCAUGGGCACUCAUUCAACCCCUAUGUCCGUUACCUCUGGGAAUUUUUUUGGGCCUCCGACCACCUACUGGAAUUCCGCAACAGGGGUAGUGUAUCCCAGCUCACCCAUGCCACGACACCCCAGCACCCACUCACAUUUGAACUCUUACUACUAAACGGCAGCCCGACUUACCAUUAAACCCAAUAUCAAAUUGAUGGCCUUAAUACUGAUAUAUAGUAGUGUCCUUUUCAACACUUGUAGGCUAUUCAUUAGGUUGUUGAAGAACCAUGGGUAAAAUAGCAACUUUUGGGGGAUGCUUAUGAAAUGAAAUAUCUGGUCAGUUUAAAACCUCUUGUAGCAGUCACAUCCUUCAAGUUCUCCAUCUUGUCACAUUUCUGUACAGUAUAUAUGCAUAUCAAAACACAGCUGUACUUAUUUAGUGCUAAAUUGUAAAUAUGUUUGCAUGUUCCUUAUAGGGCUUUGAAAAGACAUGCCCAAAAUCAUGCAUUUUCAUCUCUAAUGUUUUACAUGUAAUAUUCUUUUUGUAUGCAAGUGCCUUUGUACAGACUUUAACCAAAUAACGCCACUCUCCUAAGUGUAACAUUAUAUUUCAAAACAAUAAAAAUAUGUAGCUCACUUCA